CUUUUGAUAUAGGUUUUCUUUAUUUAAAAAAAAAAAAAUUUACUUAUGUUUGAUAAAAUACUUCUAGAGUGGCAGAAAUCAAUAGCUCACUAAUAACUGUGGUAAAAAAGAAAAAAAAAAUAUGUUUGGCUUUUUUAUAAAUGGCUUUGAGAAAUUUAUUACAUCCAAAUAUGGGGAAGAUUGUUGGGUGAAUAUAAGAAUGGAGGCUGGUGUUUUUGAAGAUAGCUUUGAUGAAAAAAUGGUCUAUGAUGAUAAUAUGAUUUUUGAAAUUAUUGAUGCUGCUUGUGAAAUAUUAGAUUUGGAAGAAGAAGAAUUGCAUGAAGAGUUCGGAGAAUGUUAUUUCUCUUAUUGUUUAGCUUCUAGUCAUGGCAAACUCCUAAAAGCUCUGGGUGGUAGUCUUUAUGACUUUUUAUCCAAUAUUGAUUCUCUGCAUGAUCAUUUGUGCGCAUCCUAUGCAGGCAUUAAGAUUCCGACCUUUCGUGUAAAACCUGAUGCAAGCAGCCGCAGUAUUAGUGUUAAUUAUUAUAGUGAUAGGAAUGACUUUGAAUAUGUUACGAAAGGAAUAAUUAAAGCAGCAGCAAAAAUUUUAUUUAAACUUGAAGUUGAUAUUGAAACUGUUUAUGAUGCUGAUAGCAUCAAGUUUUUAAUAACCACCAACGAUUUUGAUGAAUGUCAUCUUAUGUUUCCCAAGUUAAUUGAAUCAUCCAGAGAUUUGAUACCACGUGCGAAUGAGGCAAAAGUUUCGCCCUUUGAGUUUUCUAAAGUAUUUCCAUUUCAUAUGCUGUUUGACCGGAACAUGACGUUGUUGCAAGUUGGAUCAACUUUAAAACGGAUAUUAAAAGAUAUUAAUACAACUAAAGAUGCAAAGAUUACAAGUUUCUUUCAAUUGACAAGGCCUCAAAUUAAAUUUGAUUUUGAAUCUAUAUACUCACGAAUCAAUAAUGCAUUUGUAUUGACUUUUCAGAACAAUGUAGUGAAGCAAUCUGUUGCUACACUUCAAGCAAAUAAUGAAAUAAAUACUCGCAGAGCUAAUCUUCGUUUGAAAGGAGAGAUGAUUUACCUAGAGGAGAGAGAUCAAAUGUUAUAUUUGUGCUCUCCUAGUGUUAGUAACAUAGAAGACAUGAGAAAUAAAGGAUUGUGUUUAAGUGACAUACCUAUACAUGAUGCCACACGAGAUCUAGUUUUAUUAUCAGAAAAUUUACAGAAACAACGCGAACUAAUGCAACAGCUUCAUAUUGUCAGUGAUCACCUUUUUAAAAUCAAUACAGAACUUGAAGAAGAAAUGCAUUUAUAUGAUAGACUUCUGUUUUCUGUGUUGCCACCAUCUAUUGCAAAAGAUUUGCAAGAAUCUCGACCAGUUUCAACUGAAAGAUUUUCUUCUGUCACAUUAAUGUUCAGUGGGAUUGUUAAUUUUUCAGAUUUAUGUGAAGAAAUGGAGUGUUUAGACAUAGUUAACAUGUUAAACUCUUUAUAUGUGAAGUUUGAUACACUGGUAGAUUUCAUGACCAGCUAUGUUUACAAGGUAGAAACAGUUGGAGAUAAAUAUAUGACAGCUAGUGGACUUCCUGAAAGAUGUUCGAACCAUCCUCAAGUGAUAUGUACUCUUGCUUUAGAUAUGCUGGAUGUCAGCAAAGAGAUUAGAAUUAAAGAAAAAAGGAUUCAGGUAACUUUUGGUAUACAUUCAGGUGAAGUAGUUGCUGGAGUAAUUGGUCAGCGUACACCACGGUAUUGUUUAUUUGGCAAUGCUGUAAAUUUAACAAGUCGAACAGAGUCUACAGGCAUUAAAGGAAAAAUUAAUGUAACAGAAGAGACUUACAAACUUUUGCAACAAGCUGGCACACUUGAUAUGUACGAUUUUGAAAGACGUGGCCAAGUUUCAAUGAAAGGAAAGUCUGAACCAAUGACAACCUAUAUUCUAUCUCGUCAGGAAUGUCUUGGAUCCAAUAACCCUAUGGUGUUUAUGGUAGAAUCAGCUUCAAUGCAGUCUUCUUCAUCAUUAUUAACAUCAUCAGGUGCUGGUGGAGGUGCCUUUACUUUAAAUCGAACUGGUGUAACUAGUGGACGAAAAAGUCGUAACUCCUCAGUAAUUUCUUCACGUUUUAAUACUCCAGGCGUUAGUAGAACUGUUAGUCGUUUUGCUACUCCUUUUCGAAGUCGCUGUAAUUCUGCUAUGUCAAGCGUUGCAAACUUAAAUCCAAAUCAUUUGCCAUCUCCUGCAAAUUCAGAGUUUGAAUUUGAUGAAGAAGUUGGUUUUCCAUCUUUUGGAUCAAACUCUUCACAUCUUUCAGUUCCUCACUCUCUUUGUUUAAGUCCACAAAUAAGGAGCCCAAGAAUGAGAUCUCAGAAUAUUGACACUACUUUGCAAGAAUAAACAAUUUGUCAAAUUAUAAUAAAAGCUGUUAAAGCA
Molecule: messenger RNA, 2407 nt
Organism: Hydra vulgaris (swiftwater hydra)
Lineage: Eukaryota; Metazoa; Cnidaria; Hydrozoa; Anthoathecata; Hydridae
Product: guanylate cyclase soluble subunit beta-1
Biological process (GO): response to oxygen levels; cGMP biosynthetic process
Cellular component (GO): guanylate cyclase complex, soluble
Molecular function (GO): guanylate cyclase activity; heme binding
Source: RefSeq, a predicted model, not a curated record